AUGCCUCCUCCCUCGCGGCGACGCGGGGGUGGGAGCGGAGUGGACGCGCCUUCCUCCCCGCGCGCUGACGGCGGCGCGGCGGGCAAGCGCGCACAGGCGCACAGGGCGGCGCACCUCCCGCACCGGGGGAAGGCUGCCCCGACAAACCUGGCGUGGAAUGCGGCGGUUCUUGCGCUGGUGCUGGCUGCGGGAUGCGCGGCGGCGGUGAUCGUCGUGCUGACGUGGGGCGAGGCGCUCUUCGGGCCCUCCGAGAAGCAGCGCCAUCUCACGCCGCUCAACGCGCCGCGCGUGGCGGAUCUCCCCAUGUUCAAGGGCGGGUAUGCGGAGGAGAUGCUGUGGGGAACGUACCGCCCGCAACUCUACCUCGGCAUUCGCCCACGCCUGCCCCAGUCGGUGGUGGCGGGCGUGAUGUGGUGGGCGCCGAGGCAGGACGACUUUGUGAUCCGCCACGUGUGUGAGCAGCACGACCCCGUCUUGCACUCCUACUCCUGGAUGCGCCACGACGCCCGCCGCUACGCGCGCCAGGAGGUGAAGGACGGUCCGUUCGACCUGAGCAUGGCGUUCCUCAAGUCUCUCAACGGCAGCACGGGGUACGGUGGUGACUGGGCCGUGCGCGUGGCCGUUGACCUCAACCGUGAGAGGGUGGGCGGCACAGUCAACGCCCAGUCAAUGCCCUUCACCUUCUUCUUCUACGUGGCGGACGAGGCGGGCGCGCCGCUGCUGGCAGUGCCGUCGCCCCCCGAGGUGGCCCGCCUCGUGCUGCACCCCGCCGCUGCUGCUGGGGGGGGUGGGAGAGAGGGUAUGCCACCUGUGCACCCUGGGCAUUGUGUGUGUUGCACUCACGCUUCCCACUGCUGCCUCUCAACCCAAACCUCUUCCCUGGCCCCCCAUGCCCCCCCCUCUCCCAUCUGCAAGCAGCAGGCGGAGGGGCCGGGGGCGACGUUUGAGGCGAUGCACACUCGGCACAUGCACAACCUGUCAGACGCUGUGAAGGCCGCCCUCAUCCGCCAUGUACGUGCUUCCAUCCCCCACCUGCCAUCAUCUCCAUGCCGCCCGCCGCCCGGCUCCAUGCAUGCGCCCACAUGCACCACACCUUACCAAGCCACGCAGCAGGCGACGCUGGGCAACAAGGCUCAGGCGGGCGCCAACGUGGCAAUCAUCCAGCUGACGGUGUGGCUGCCAGCAGUGGUGGACUUUGUCUUCCUCUCCGGCCUCCCCGCUGCCUCCUCCCACCACUCGCCCUCGCAACAAGCUGCCACACGCCUCAACCUCCUCUCAGGCCCUUCAUUGGCGCGACGCAUGGGGGAGGCAGAUGCGGCAGUGGAGCGCCGCAUGGAAGCUUCCUUUCCUGUCGCCCCCGAGCUGGCAGAGAAGAUCCCUGGAGUGGGCGACGCAGUGAAGGCAGCGCUGAGCAACCUCAUCGGGGGCAUGGGGUACUUCUAUGGCCGCUCACGCAUCGCCAUUCCUCCCCAUCUCAAGGACCCCAGCGACCCAGCGGCCUACUGGCAGUACUGGGCGGCGGCACUGUUCACCGCCACGCCCAGCCGCCCCAUGUUCCCGCGGGGCUUCCUCUGGGAUGAGGGCUUUCAUCAGCUCGUGCUCAGGCGGUGGGACGAGGGCAUGGCAAUGGACGCAGUGGGGCACUGGUUGGACCUGCUCAACGCGGAUGGCUGGAUCCCCCGCGAGCAGAUCCUGGGGGAUGAGGCGCGCAGCAAGGUACCGGAGGAGUUCAUACAGCAGCAUGUGAGCAACGGCAACCCGCCCACGCUCUUCCUGCCUCUCACCGGUGUGCAUUCUCACUGCAUCUCACCCUCUCUCUGCUUCUCACUCUUACCCACCGACCACUGGCCCAUCCCCUCUGUGGAUUCUGUUGCUCGGCUGCCGAACGGGUCGUUUGUGCCGAAGGAGGGGGCGGGGGAGGGAGUGGAGGCAGGAGGUGGGGAGGCGGAGGGGUGUGAGCGGGUGUCGUUCCUGCGAGCGUGCCUGCCGCGCCUCAAGGCGUGGUUCCGCUGGUUCAACUCCUCGCAGGCUGGGAAGCUGCCUGGAAGCUACUACUGGCGGGGGCGGGAUGCCAGCACUGUGCGCGAGCUCAACCCCAAGACGUUGCAGUCGGGGCUGGACGACUACCCACGUGCGUCGCACCCGUCGGAGGACGAGCGCCAUGUGGACCUGCGCUGCUGGCUCGCCACCGCUGCUGCUGCCAUCGCCAAGAUAGGCAGCGUGGUUGGGGAGGACGUGCAGGAAUAUGAGGCCACAGCCCAGCAGCUCACGGACUUCACACGCCUCAAUGAGCUGCACUGGGACGGCAGGAGGCAGCGCUACGCCGACUACGGCAACCACACCGACAAGGUGCGGUUGGAGGCGGUGGAGGCGGUGGACCCCGUCACGUACAGCGUGCGACGGGAGCAGCGCCGCGUGGUCAAGGGCUCUCCCACACUGCGAUUCGUGCCACACUUUGGAUACGUCUCACUCUUCCCACUGCUGCUGCGCUUGAUUCCGCCUCACGCGAGUGAGUUGGGGCAGCAGCUGGAGGCGCUGCGCGAGGAGAAGCUGCUCUGGACGCCCUUCGGCCUGCGAUCCCUCGCCACCACCAGCGCGCUGUACAUGCGGCGCAACACGGAGCACGACCCGCCGUACUGGCGGGGGCCCGUGUGGAUCAACAUCAACUACCUUGCACUCUCCGCCCUGCGCUUCUACUCCACCCAGGCAGGGCCACACAGGGGCAGGGCAGCAGAGCUGUACCGGGAGCUGCGCUUCAACCUCGUCAG
Molecule: messenger RNA, 2768 nt
Organism: Closterium sp. Naga37s-1
Lineage: Eukaryota; Viridiplantae; Streptophyta; Zygnematophyceae; Desmidiales; Closteriaceae
Source: the annotation of a GenBank genome assembly